Messenger RNA from Spirometra erinaceieuropaei, 3248 nucleotides. Lineage: Eukaryota; Metazoa; Platyhelminthes; Cestoda; Diphyllobothriidea; Diphyllobothriidae. The record is from the annotation of a GenBank genome assembly.
AUGCCACAACAGCAGCCCAUGCUCGACGGUACGGCUCAUCUCGUCAGGAGUAAUUCAGUCACUGAGGUUUCCUCUGUCGAAUACCAGUCCCAAAAAGCCAGUCCGCCAGUGGGGCUACGCAAACCCAAGUGUGCUCGGUGUCGCAACCACGGGAGGAUCGCGUGGAUCAAGGGACAUAAACGGUACUGUGCCUAUCGUGAUUGCACCUGUGAGCAGUGCCUCCUGGUGGUGGAACGUCAGCGCGUGAUGGCUGCUCAGGUAGCCCUCAAACGCAGACAGGCUGUGGAGGACGCCCUCGCCAUGGCCUCGCCAACGCAACCGGCAAACCUCGUUCCGUCCUCCAGCGGUGUCGUCGGCUACGAGGAGCCGCAUACCUCAACUAAAUGCCGCUUUUCGGACCGCUUCCCGCCGGAAAAAGCCGGCCUUGCAGAUCUUCUGCCUCGAGAACCCGCCAAAGCAUCUAGCCCCAUCAAACGAGGUAUGAGGCUGUAGCACUCAAGGUCUUAAUAUAUGUCAGACUUUUAACCGGCCAAACCGGAGUAGGUUGAUCAAGUGAUUCAGGGAGCGUAAGUAGGAGUUUACAACCUGGCGACACUUGCAAAUUCUGUGUCGGUAGCAAGGCUCGACCCGACUGUGGGAGCACUCGGAAGACCUUUAAACCGGUGAUAUUAAAGGAACUGUAUGACAAAUAGACAAAAAUGAUUUUCUUAUAGGGAAUUUAUCGUACAGGCAUCUCAGAAAAGGUUAACUGAAAUUCUGAAGUGCGUUCUCGAUUAGAAGAAGUGCCUAAGUAGGGUUGCAAUACUGGUUAAAAUGCUGCAAAAUCUCGUAAUAUUUCAGUUACGCAAGGGUGCCGACUUUUGCGUGAGCUUCUUCCCGGUCGCCUGCAUAAACAAAAAUUGACAAGAAUACUACUUAAUUGGUGUGGACCUCUUCCAUUAAUUUUUGAUGCUCUUACAAGCUCGAAAACACUUCAUGGAAGGCAUGCAACAAGUAUAUUUUCUUGCACUUAUUUGGUAGCAGGGGACAAUUUCUUCAAACUGCAUAGUCAAAGAAAGGAUAUCUGUUGGUCUUAGGAGAGUUUUUCUGUUCCCAGAUAAUCUUGAAUCUGAUCUGCCGUUUCAUUCGCUUUUGUUGUUUACCAGAUACAAGCUGCAUGCUUGCCUUGUAUGGAGAAUAAAAUAUUCCUAAGUAAUAUUAAGAAGAUGUUAUAUGUGACUCUUACAGUCUUGCAGUAUCUGUGGCGAUCUCGUUUGGAUGAACAUUUCACGACACUAAAGAUCACCUAUUUACAAAUUUUUACGACCUAAGUAUGCUCUUUCUUCGAAUAGAAAAUCUGAAGAAGACUUUAUUCGCCACCAAAUGAGGACAAUAAAUAAAUAUUUUGCUCAUGUUUUCCAUAAAAUAUACUUGGAUUUAUAAGGCCAUCUAAAAUCAAUGGAAAAUAUAAUACUUAUUAAGUAGUCGUUUUGCAGGCAGUCGAAAAGAUGCCCCUUCAAACGUCGACAUCUCGACGCGACUGAAAUAUCUUGGAAUUGCGCUACACAGCAAUCAGUCUUGCAACCUCCCUUCCCAAACAAAAAGGCAUUUUGGAUUUUCGGUUAACGUUUCGUGUAUUUGUGUCUGCUACAUAGCAAAUCCCUGAAUUCAUUUACCUCCCUCCUCCCCGCAUCUCCGGGAUUUGUUAGCCCUUGUUCUGUAUUUGAGGCUUUUUACUGGAUAUUUAAUGGUCACGUAGUCUACAGCGACAUGUGAUUCAGUUUAUUCCAGAUGCAAAAUCAUUAAACGAAGUUGUCAGUAUUACUACUAUGAUAAGUAAUAAGAUCCGCAUUUUGUACUAUCAUCAACAUUAGUAGUAAUGAUCUUAUUAGCAGCAUUUAUGGUGAUAGAUGAAGGCGAAUGCUCGAGUUCUAGGUGUAUAUAUAAGUAAAGAAGAAUGAUCGAGCACCGGAACACUUUGUUUAAUGUUCCGAUGCUCAGUCAUUUUUCUUGUUCACUUAUAUUAGUGGUAAUAUAUAGUAGUGACCUGAAUUCCGAUCAUAGCGUCACCAAACAACCUAGGGGGACUUCGAUUGCUCGGCUAAGUACGUCUCUACCCAGCUCACUGCUUCCAUACAUCUUCCCUCCUACGCCAUCUAGUUGGAGUUGAGCUUCAGCUUUUAAGUCAAUGUCUCUAAUUCUUCUGUUACCUUUCUCUGAAAGAGCAGGAGUCUUGGAGAUCGACGGCUCUAGCCGUUGCAGCCUUAUCUUUGCCACCGGCCAGUGUCACCGACAGAGACUGGAACGCUGGAAAAGAUAUUUCUGGGCGUGACUUAAUAGAGAGCCCCAGGGCACACCGGGACGAGUGAGUUCCGUACCGCGACUGGUGUGCGUCACUCCACUAUUGCCAACGUACCCGAUCGCCAGGUCGCGUGUGUGGCACGUGUAGACGGGUUGUUUAGCUUUGUUGGUCCCCACGCCCGUACCUAUGUGCCUCCGGUCGUCUUUGUGUUGACUUCUCGCUGGAUCCGAGUGGGUGAACGGAGGAGAGAGUGAGAUAGGCGCUUUGAAAGUCUGAUCCAGUAUAAACUGACUUACGCGCAAGUCACCGGUGCUACGUUCACUCCAUGUAGGACAAGAGAUAAAGGUCGUCGCUGGCAACGGCUGAACUGUCUAUUUCCUCCCUACUCUUGCCCCUUCCCCUGGUAGACGAUUCACCAACACUGCAGUCCAUAUGGCGGGACACGACUGGCAUCACAUUCGCCAGGACACGCGGACUGGAAAGUGCACUCCAGCUGUUGACACAGGACUCCUCGAGGACAGCGACCACCGAUUCCCUGCUCUCCACCACUGGCAGUAUCUCACCCUUUGAGUGCAGUAAGGAGACCGAGUGUCCCAGCGUCGAGGAGACCGCCAGACAGACUGCCGCUGCCGCCGUACGACUGAGCGGCGGUGAGGAGGUGAAAUCAGCGCAGUGCUGGGCAGCCUACCCCUGGGAGGCCCACUCGUGGCCCCAAACCUCGCAACUUCUUUCCGCCCUGUUUCUCAGCCUUCCGCCCCCGCCGGGCGCGUUCCUGCAUCGUCAGCCGAUGGCACAUCUCUGGUCGCAGCUGCCUCCGACCAGGCUGGAGGAAGAGGCGGCGCUGCAGGUGCAGCCGCUCUUUCCGUCGGCAGCGGCGGCGGACACCGAAUUGUCACAACUUCUCUUCUUGCCGUCUGUGCACCAUCACCAUCAACAACAGGCAAAAUUUAGGCAGUCUUUCGGCUGA